CUUCCGUCCAUCAUGUCGUUGCCUCAGUCGCUGCGAACGUCUGUCACACCGCCUGAGCUCGAGCUCAUCGCGUGCCAGGAGCUUAUUGAAAUUAUACCUCUUAUUUCCAUGGAAAAAACAGCUUUCAUCUCGGGCGCGUAUGGGCCGCUGCGACCCCCACAUAAAGCCAGAACUCCUCUUUGGAUGGCUUUGAAUCUAAAAUCAAAGAGGAAAUGUCAUAUUGUCGCGCCAGAUUGGCUAAGCGUAGAAUACUUGCAAGAUCGACUGACCGAGGAAACUACGAGGAAGGAAUUCAGUAGCCUACCUUUCCGAUUUGCCGAAAUCGCCAAAGUUUUACUUGAUGUUGCAUCGGAUGACCUACAAAACCCUGAUCGUCUACGUUCGUUGCUCAAGGACAUACGCGAGGCUCGUCAGGCAAAGAGUAGAGAAGGUCUACGCCAGCUUGAUCACAGCGAUUUAAUGUUAACGCGCCUUUGCUCCAUGGAAAUUAAUGAGAUCCGACCUUUCUUCAUACAGUCAAUGGGUGUAUUGACGCAACUUACCCGCCAGUCUACAUCAGAGUCGUGACGGUUUUCUGGCUCCCAGUUUAUUGCCUUUCAUAACCGAGUAUCA
Messenger RNA from Desarmillaria tabescens, 612 nucleotides. RefSeq lists its product as uncharacterized. The transcript is spliced from 5 exons. NCBI's taxonomy places the organism in Eukaryota, Fungi, Basidiomycota, Agaricomycetes, Agaricales, Physalacriaceae. The record is from RefSeq and is a predicted model, not a curated record. Gene Ontology annotation, biological process: double-strand break repair via break-induced replication; DNA replication. Gene Ontology annotation, cellular component: GINS complex; nucleus. The coding region runs from base 13 to 567 and encodes 184 amino acids.